GCAGAGCCGGCGGUGGGGAGACCCGGUGGUGACAUGGAUGGAUACGACGCUGGAAAAGGGUAAGGCUCUUAAAAAUGUGCAGUAGUUUGUUUUUGAAUUUGCCAAGAAAAAUGCAAUGAACCCCAGCAAGCAGAAGCUGAGCUUUUAUAGAAGCAGGUGAAAAUGGAAGAAGUUUAAAUGCAAUUGUUGCAAUUACCCAUUGGGAAGCAAUGGAUAUCCUGGCAGUUUGCCUCAAAAUGAGCAUCCCACAGGAUGCCCAGCACUAGCCUGGAGCACACAGCACUGGGGUCAGCAAGGUGGAGCUGUGGGGCUGAGCACAGAGCCCGCGUGUUUUUGUAUCUGUCGAGCCGCAAAUGUUUCACUGUUUAUAAGCGUUAAAAAAUGGGUUCAGAACCGCACUUUUAGCUACAUAAGGCAAAUGCUGAGGAAUGAAACAGCUGUCUGUUGUGUCGAUGGAGGUGGUGUUUGUGAAACUGGUGAGUUAUCCUGCUGGAGAUACAGGACCACAGAGACCAUGGCUGCAAACAGGCUGGCCUGGAGAUCUUCAGCUUUCCCUGGAUGUGACCAGUCGAGUGGUGCCAGCAGAUAACGCCUGGGGAGUACGUGACUGCGUCGCCUCCAAGGGGUUUCUGCCGUGGCCUCUUGCACUGGGGGCACAGCUCCCUGGCCGUCCCUUAUCUCCCCACACAGACUGGUGUCCUGACCUCACGUGAAACUGAGCCCCGUGCCUGGGACGUGGAUAAAGAGCUGGCCAGGUGAUGAGACCCCCAUCCGGUGUCCUCACUCCUCCAUGGCAUGGCUCGCCCCGUGGCUGAACUCGUUUGCAAGUGCUCAGCCAAAACAAUGUACCAGCAUUUCCUUUUCCUUUUCCUCUUGUCCUUCAAUCCCCAUAAAUGCCAAGAUCAAAUCCCGGGUGAAGAUCCAUAUGAAAUGCCCAAAGACUAUCAGGAGGUCUACAGAGGGACAAAAAAUGAUGUCAAAGAGAUCCCAAAGAUUGCAAAGCCCUUUGUUUCUGAGAUGAUCUUUGUGCAAACCAGCAUCACUUCUAUAAGUAAAGGUGCCUUCAGGUACAUGCCCAACCUGACCAAGAUUUUGUUCAUUGGCAACAAGAUCAAGACUGUUGAACCUGGAGCCUUUGAUAAUUUGGACAAGUUGAGGGACUUGGACAUCUCUGGUGCCUCAUUAGAGAAACUAUCUGUGGGCACUUUCCAAAACCUCCCAAGUUUACAGAGGCUGGAGCUGAGAGACAGCCAGCUCAGAUCCAUCCCCAAAGGCCUGUUUGAUGGGCUGGAAAGUUUGGGGGAGCUCUCCCUGCACAUCAAUGCAAUCCCUUCUCUUCCAGAAGGCAUUUUUGAUUCUCUUGUCAAUCUAACUUUUUUGGACCUGUCUAGAAACAGGAUCACAGCUCUUCCUGUGAAUGCCUUUAGCAAACUCACCCAGCUGCAAGUCCUCCGGCUGUAUGAGAACGAGUUGCAGGAGCUCCCAGAGGGACUGCUAGACAGUCAGCUGGAGCUGCUGGAGCUCAGCCUCCAGAGGAACAGGCUCAGGGCACUGCCACCCAUGCUUCUGAGGAGCCUGCCUCACCUGGAGAAACUCUUCUUGGACAACAACCUCAUCAAGGUUCUCCCACCUCAGAGCUUUUUUGGUUUAAACAAACUGAAGUUGCUGACUCUGGGCUCAAACCAUAUUAUGGAGCUCCCCUCCUGCCUUUUUGACAUCAUGCCACACUUGAGGGAGCUGGAUCUGGGCAGGAACAGUUUGGCCACACUUCCAGAGGGCAUCUUUGUCAACCUCACAUCCCUUGGCAAACUCAUCUUGUCCCACAACCAGCUCUCAGCCCUGCCAAGAGGGGUCUUCACUGGGCUCAGCAAGCUCUCAGACCUCCAGCUGGAUACAAAUCAGCUCUCUGCUCUGGAUGAAGAGGUCUUUGCUUCUCUCCCAAAUCUGAAAACCCUCAAUCUUCGAAAGAACCAGCUGGAGAGUAUUCCUCAAGGGCUCCUAGACCCUCUGAAGAAGCUCAGCUCAGUGUAUCUGAGUGGUAACCCCUGGAAAUGUGACUGUAACCUCUGCUACCUGCACCGCUGGAUCCUAGGCAACAGGGAGAAGGUCAAAUUGUCCACCCAAGUCUCCUGCAAGAGCCCACCCCAUCUGGCAGGGCAAGAAGUAACAUUGCUGAGGGACGAACACCUGAUUUGCCCAGGUACUCUGCCAUUUAACUCCACACCAUCACAAAGGACAUCAACAUUCCUGUCACGUGGAGCCGUGUCCACAGCAGCUCCAACCAUGAUGUCACUGGCAUCCUUUCCCAUCAGGACACUGCCAACCACUCUUCCACCUGUGGUCACCUCUGCUGUAUUGGCAACCGUGCCCAUGGAGGCUGCCUUCACCACUCUGUCACCAGCCAAGCCAUCUGAAGUCUUUGUCACCAUCCCAACACCAGCUGUGCUGCAGAAGGCCUUCAGCACCAGCCCAUCAACAACCAAUAAGCCCAAGACCUCCACCACCACACCAUCAACAGCCAGUGUGCCAAAGUCCUCCAUCAGCACCCCAUCACCAGCCAUGCUGCCAAAGGCCUCCAUCACCAAGCCGUCAACAACCACUGUGCCCAGGUCCUUCAUCACCACACCAUCACCAAAAGCCUUCAUCACCACCUCAUCACCACCUGUGCUGCCAGACACCUCCAUUACCACCUCAUCACCCACUGUGCUGCCAAAGGCCUCCACUGUCACACCAUCAUCAUCAGCUGAGGUGCCCAAGGUUUCCGUCACCAGCCCAUCAUCAGCUGUUUCAACUUCAGCCUUGGUAAGGCUACAGACUCCUGGGGCCACCCACCCAGAACCUGUGCCACCCACUCCAGCUUCUGCUUCUGCACAGGUGCCAACAAGCUCACUGGCAGCCACCACCAGACAGGAGCCUCCUGCUCUCUCAGUGCCCAGGGAGAGGCCAGCCACCAUCCCACAGGGAACAUCCACAACACCCCUUGUCUCAGCUCCCUCUGUGGCUCUCUGGCCAUUCCCCAGGACUGCUGCUCUGGGCACAGUCCCGCUGGCCUCCCAUUCACCAUCACACCAUGCUCCUGCACCAGGCAGGGACUGGGGCUAUUCCACCCCCUGUGACUCGUCCACAGCUGGUGCCCAGCCCACCCCCACUGCUCCCCAGCAGGCUCCUGCCCCAGCAGGCACCGUCCUGCUUCCAACACCUCCCAUCCCCGCACUAUCAGACAGCACCAGCCCCUCUCCAGCCUCUGCACCCCUGACCCCCAGCAGUCAUCAUGCCUGGGGCCUGUCCCUGUGGACCAGCCCAUGGCAGUGCCAGGUGUCCCUGGCCUUGGGGCUGGCCAUGCUGGCAUUGCAGGCUGCCUGCACGCUGCUGGGAGGGGUGGUCGCCUUCCUUCUCCACCAGGACACCCGCCGACCCCCCGGGCCACCCGUGAGGCUGCUGAGCCUUCAGGGUCUGGCUGCUCCGGGGACCCCUGAGCCAGCCCCGGUGCCACCUUGAGCUUUGCUGCCCUGUAUGAGCUGGG
Messenger RNA from Melospiza melodia melodia, 3523 nucleotides. Its product is annotated as vasorin-like. The transcript has 2 exons. The record is from RefSeq and is a predicted model, not a curated record. Bases 796 to 3498 code for a protein of 900 amino acids. Lineage: Eukaryota; Metazoa; Chordata; Aves; Passeriformes; Passerellidae. Gene Ontology annotation, molecular function: protein binding.